AGAAACCCAAUCUGGUCGAAACCUCAUUGAUUUGGCUCCCUGCUUGCCAUGGAGGAUGCCAUAGUUCUGUACCCAACUCCCCAAAUUGGCCACCUGAUAUCCAUGGUGGAGUUGGGCAAACUCAUACUCACUCAUCAACCUUCACUCAAAAUCCACAUCCUCAACCCCUUUCCACCUUAUGGUGCUGACUCUACCGCCCCAUACAUAUCCGAUGUCUCAGCCACUGUCCCUUCAAUCACCUUCCACCAGCUCCCUGCCAUCACCCUUCCCCCCUCCUCAUCUCGCCACCAUGAAUAUCUCGUUUUUGAGACCCUCCGCCUCAACAAUCCGAACGUCCACAGUGCCCUUCUUUCUAUCUCCAAGAGCUACAACAUCCUUUCCUUUACCAUGGACUCCUUUGGCUAUCCUGCUUUUGAUGUAGCUACUUCUCUUAACAUCCCUGCUUACUUCUUCUUCACCUCUGGUGCUGAAGCUCUCGCUUUCUUUCUCUAUUUUCCUACCAUCGACAACACCACUGCUAAAAGCUUCAAAGAUCUCAACACUCUUCUUGAUAUCCCCGGUAUCCCGCCUAUACCAUCAUCCGAUGCUCCGAAGCCCAUGUUGGAACGCGAAGAUGCGGCUUAUAAAUGUUGCUUGGAUUUCUCCAUUAGCUUGCCGAAGUCUGCAGGCAUUAUAGUGAAUACUUUUGAAGCGCUUGAGCCAAGAGCUCUAAAAGCCAUUAGGGAUGGACAGUGUGUACCAGAUAGUUCUACAGCUCCCAUAUACUCCAUAGGACCAUUGAUUGCUACAAGCAAUCGUAGUGGCAGCUCUAAUGGUGAUAGCAUUCCGGAGUGCUUGAGGUGGCUUGACUUGCAACCUAGUAAAAGCGUUGUGUUCCUAUGUUUUGGUAGCUUGGGUUUGUUCUCCAAGGAACAGUUGAAGGAAAUAGCUAUUGGGUUGGACGGGAGCGGCCAGAGAUUUUUGUGGGUCGUGAGGAACCCGCCAUCGGAGAACCAAAGCGUGUCCAUCAGGGCACAACUCGAACCAGAUUUGAAUUCAUUACUACCGGAAGGGUUCCUAGACAGAACCAAAGACAAAGGACUGGUGGUGAAGUCAUGGGCUCCACAGGUAGCUGUGCUGAAUCACGACGCCGUGGGUGGGUUUGUGACUCACUGUGGAUGGAAUUCGAUUUUGGAAGCGGUACUGUGCGCUGGAGUUCCGAUGGUGGCUUGGCCUCUCUAUGCUGAGCAGAGGUUGAACAGGGUGUUUCUUGUGGAGGAAAUGAAAAUAGCUUUGCCAAUAGUGGAGUCAGAAAACGGGUUUGUGAACUCAGGUGAGGUAGAGAGACGAGUUAGAGAUUUGAUGGAAUCGAAGGAAGGUGAGUCCGUCAGGGAGAGAUCCAUAGCGAUGAAGCAUGCCGCAAAGGCUGCUUUGAUUGGAGACGGGUCGUCUCAUGCUGCCUUAGACAAACUCAUUGAGUCAUGGAAGCAGAAUUAAGAAAGGCAUCAAAGCCAUAGUGCAUCGGAUGUGGAGUACUAUGUUGUCUUGAAGUAUGAACUCGGUAAGGAUUUGGUACUAUGUUUUUACAUUAUUUUGUUUGGAAUUUGGAUCUACAUUGUUGUCUUGAACUAUGAACUCAUCUAGUUUUGUGCAUGUUAUGUUGUUUGUCUUAAUUGUUGCAUCUCU
Rubroshorea leprosula is the source of this 1665-nucleotide messenger RNA. Lineage: Eukaryota; Viridiplantae; Streptophyta; Magnoliopsida; Malvales; Dipterocarpaceae. The record is from the annotation of a GenBank genome assembly.